AUGUCAUCAAAUGAAGCUGAUGGGUACCCAUAUCCAAAACGAAUUAAAAUAGAAAAUAAUCAUACAAGCGUAGAGAAAGAGGAGCAACCGCAGUUAGAACAAAGAACAUACCUUGUGGAUGAAUGUAGGAAGUCAUCAAGUAAACCUAUAUAUUUAUCAGAAGGAUCACUUCAUUUCAGUCAAAAUGCUUGGAGAUUAGAAAAGGAAAUCAGUGGUAGAGAAAGAAAAACUAACUUGUGUGAGUUUAUAGAUUUUAAACCUUGGACUAAUGAAAAAUUGCAAUGCAGGCUAUUAGAAAAUAAACUGUUCACUAAAAAAUGGAAUAUUGAAAAUGAAGAGCAUAAUAUUAUAAGAGAUGACUGUUUAUUGAAUGUAAAUGGACAUUCUUCUGAAGCUGGAUUAUACCACUUGUGGAAUGUAAACAAAACCAGCAACAAUAUAGCAGCAGUAAGUAAUAAAACAGACAAUGAUAGUGAGCUUACAUUAAAUGCUUCACUUUCAUCUUUAAACACAGAUUUGUUUCAGGUAAAAACAUCAAGUCAGAAAAUUGGUACUGAUAACAAGUGGAAAGAACACCAGCUUUUAGAUGCUCCAUUUUUAUGUGGCAUUAAUUCUACAUUUUCUGAAAUAAAGAAUGACAGAAACAACUGUUUAAAAAAAUUGCCCACUGAAGAAAAUAAAGAUCAUUAUGGUAAUGAGAGUGAAUCUGUUGAACAACUAAGAAACAUAAGUAAAUGUUCUACUGCUUCAAAUACAUUAAAUAGUAACAUGUUAUCAACUAAUUUGAAGGAGAUAGAACAGAGGAAUUUUAAACAUCAAACAUAUGUGAUGCAAUCUGAAAAGAUUUACUGUUCCCAAAACAUAUCUAUGAUAAGGAAACAAAAGUUUCAAAAUGAUAACAAUAUUGUGAAUACUGCUAGUGUUUGUUCUGAAUUUUAUGAAAGUAACCACCAAUCUGUUAGUAAGCAAAAGACUUUGGCUUUAGCAGAAGAAGGAGAAAAAAUAACUGAGACUAAUUUAAGGAACAACAUCAAUAGUGUCAAGUGUAAUCAAAUGUUUGCUAAAAGGAUUGUCGAGGAGAAAGAGCUAGGAAAUGCAGAAGGUGAUGAAGACCAGGAACCAAACAUAUACCUAAGUGUUCACACAUACUUUGGUUCUAGAACACCUCAAAGUGAUGAAUGUAUCAACUCUACCAAUAUUUUGAAAAGAACAUGGGGAAAAGUCAGUUAUGAGGAUGUGACAUUUAAUAUACAAGAAACAACUGUUCCAUUGAUAUCAGAAGUACUAAGGAACAGAGAUUUAAACAUAAAUUAUGACAUGCAUUGUGCUAACUGUAACAGGAUUUUACAUGAAUCAGAAUUAAAACUUUCUAUAACAAAAAUACUUGACAUCAAAAGAUACUUAUCUAAAAGUGUUCUCACCGAAGGCAAUUGCCCCUAUAGUACUACACAGGAUUUGCCAGAUACAAGAGACAAUAUAUUGAAGCAGAAGAAGCUGACUAAACUAAAAAUCUUCUUUCAUGAUAUGUUAUUAGGAGGUCUGAAGACAAGACCUGGAUCUUUAAAUAAAGAUGUGCUUAAAUAUCAAGAAAAUGACAGUAUCAUAGGCUGGUUUCAUUUGUAUGAAAAGUUAAAGUCAAUAGAACAAUACAGCAUUCCAGAGCUAAUAACCAGUAUUAAUAACAAUAGUACACAUAUUUAUUUGCAAGUUACUGUUUCAGAACAGCAAAAUGUGAACCCAAUAAAAUCAGACCUUGCUUUUCCCCCCUAUAAUAUAAAUUGUUUACAUCCAGCUGAAGAAAAAUGUAUACCAGUGGAGAAAAAUCCUUUCUAUUGCAGAAAACCAGUUAAGAGAAACUCACACAUAAAUAAUAGUUUGAAAGGAAACACAGAAUCUCAGCAAAAAUACACAACUUAUCGAGAAAAGUUGAAAACUUUGCAUUCUGUUUUAAGUGAAAAUAAAAAACACAGAAGCAGGAGAAUCACAAAUAGUGUGAACUUUGCACAUGAAGCCACAAAUCUUAUUCCAAAAUAUUUGAGAACCGCUAACAAGGAAAACUCUGACAAAAAAGAGUAUGGCAAUUGUAGAGAAUUGCAAAAAAAUUGCUGUAGCAGUCUUCCAAAAAUACCCUUUUUUUCUAUUUUUGACACAUAUGAAAAAAUUCCUCUCAGUACUGAUUCUGAGGAAAUGGAUCAGAUUCCACUUGUAAAGCAAAUUAAUCCUAAUAAUGAAAAAUACAUUGAAGAAAGUACAGUUGCUAGUAUAAAAAAUAUUCACACUGUCCCUGCUAAAUCAGAUGUUUGUAUUCUACCUGAAUUGUCAACAACAUCCAUAGUAAAUGGUAACUCUGAGUUACUACCAGACAGUAGAAAUAGUCAACAUUUAGAAAAUGAAAGAAAAUAUGUACACUUUCUAAAUACUGGUUUCAAUUAUGGAAACAUAUUUCACUGUUUCUUAGACAAUGGCCAGUGUUCCACUUUACCAUUCUCUUGUGGCCCUUUUACAGAUAAAGAUGUAGUACUAAAAACUGAAGAGGGACAUUGCAGGAGUUCCUUGAGUGAUGACACAGAAAAAUUGUGUGAAGAAAUGAACAGCAUUUUACAAUACCAAAUUGUGAGAAGUUCUGAAGUAUCUAAUAAUAAAAUGUAUUUUAAGGUUCAGAGAGAAGAAACAAUGACUUUUUCUCUAGAUGAAGACAUUCAGAAAGAUAGAAAUUUUUGCACACUCAAUUCAAAGCCAAUGACUAUAAAACAAAAUCUUGAAGAUUUACAAGAGGUGGGAGAAAUAAGUUCUGGGCAACAUUAUAUAACUAACAAAAAUCAGCAUCAGACUAUACUGCAUGGAAGUAGAUCAACUAAUUUAAUUUUGUCAUAUUCAAAAGAUGAAUCUGCAAUAUGUGUUGCAUCAGGAGACAAAUUAAUACCACAUUUAUCCAUAAUGGACAAUGGAUGUUUUGAAGAUAUGACAGAUCAGCAUUUACCUUCAGAAAGUAAAAACAUAUUUGAAUUUGAAAUGAAGAGCAAAUUUGAUUUAGUGUUGGAAGAGCUUUGUAUGUUUCAUGAAAUUAGUAAGGAACAUGAAAAUAAGCUAUCCAAAGUAGAAAAAAACACUACACAAGAAAAUCCUCAAGAAUUGAAUAAUUCUGAAGGGAUAGAUGAAAAUUUAAAAAGUGUUUCUCAAACAAAAGUAUGCAUUUCCUUUCCAAUCUAUGGUACUACAGCAGGGCAAAAUAUAACUAAGAAUAACCAAAGUUCAUGUAAAGGAAAAAUAUUAAAUAGAAAUGUAAAGCAAAAAGUACCUCAUGAGUUCUGUUCUUCAAGUGUGUCAGAUGAAGAAUUGCUCUAUUCACUUUCUGAAGAAGACUAUGUUGAUUCAGGUUGUAAAAAUCGAUUCCCAUGGGACCCUGUUUUUUUGUCUCACACAUUUAUGAAGGAAAGACGUGAUGGUUUACAGAAAGAAAGAGGAAACUAUUUGUCACAUGAAAUUAUAAGAGUGCAGCCUCUUAAAACAUGCAGUGGCCCUAUCAGGAUUGGGCUGUCAAGAAAAGCUAAGCCCAAAAAGCUUCACCCAUAUCUGAAAUAA
Malaclemys terrapin pileata is the source of this 3582-nucleotide messenger RNA. RefSeq names its product RAD51 associated protein 2 (gene RAD51AP2). Lineage: Eukaryota; Metazoa; Chordata; Testudines; Emydidae. The transcript is spliced from 5 exons. The coding region runs from base 1 to 3582 and encodes 1193 amino acids. The record is from RefSeq and is a predicted model, not a curated record.